This is a messenger RNA of Juglans regia (Persian walnut), 372 nucleotides long. Its product is annotated as protein NIM1-INTERACTING 1-like. Bases 1 to 372 code for a protein of 123 amino acids. The transcript has a single exon. The record is from RefSeq and is a predicted model, not a curated record. NCBI's taxonomy places the organism in Eukaryota, Viridiplantae, Streptophyta, Magnoliopsida, Fagales, Juglandaceae. Gene Ontology annotation, biological process: regulation of systemic acquired resistance.
AUGGCGGAUAACAACAAGAGCUCGAGAAUUAGGUCGGAUAAACGGGAAGAGGAGGAGGAAGAAGAAGAAGACGUGAAGAUGGAGAAGUUUUUUGCGCUGAUUCGGAGCUUCAGAGAGGCCAGAAAUUAUUACAAAAGAAAGGAAAUGAACGAGAUGGAGAAGAAGAACACGAGCCACAAGAAGACGAAGAGGGCGGUUGGCGGAGAACAAUCGAGCUGUAAUUGGGUCCCAAAGUUCGAGCAAGAGGAUUUUGCGAAAGAGGUUGUCGAGUUCAGAAGGACUCCUCUAAUCUUUCGUCGACCAGACAACGAAGAGAAAAACAAGAAAAAAGGAGAAGAUGAUGGUGACCUAGAUCUCAGACUCACCCUUUAG